Peromyscus leucopus (white-footed mouse) is the source of this 586-nucleotide messenger RNA. Its product is annotated as glycosyltransferase 1 domain-containing protein 1-like. The record is from RefSeq and is a predicted model, not a curated record. NCBI's taxonomy places the organism in Eukaryota, Metazoa, Chordata, Mammalia, Rodentia, Cricetidae. The transcript has 5 exons. Bases 1 to 369 code for a protein of 122 amino acids.
AUGGGCAUCUUCGAGUCCCUCUUGCUAUGGGACAGAGGAUUUCCUGCCCCUCUCCCAGCGCCCACCUCUGUGUUCAAAUCCACAUGCUACUGGAAGAUCUUUGUCCAGAGUCAAGGAAUUGCAACGAUACCAAAUGCCAACUUUAACUGGAACACCUUCCUCCAGCAAUCAGAGAUUGACCAAAGUGCAGACAACCUAUAUGUAUUCCUGGUAAUAUGCGGACUCAGGCCUGUAAAGGAUCCUCUGUACUUGGUAGACGCGUUCUCAGAAUGGCAUCAAGAAGAGCCCAAUGUUUACAUGGUGAUUGUAGGUCCUGAGGUGAGUCCAUGUGCUGUGAAUGCCUACCUGAUGGCUGCUUUUUCCUACUGAUUUUGUUUUCUUAUUUGUGUGUGUGUGUGUGUGUGUGUGUGUUUAUAUGUGUGUAUGCUUGUGUGUGAGUGCAGUUCCUACUGGGACCAGCAGAGGGCAUUGAAUCCCCUAGAUCUGGAUUCAAAGGUGGUUGUCAGGUGCCCAGAAUGGAACUCGGGUUCUCUGUAAGGGCAGUACACACCCUAACUGUGAAAUCAUCUUUCCGGCCUCUCUUCUA